Xiphophorus couchianus (Monterrey platyfish) is the source of this 12248-nucleotide messenger RNA. It is a transcript of the gene elfn2b, whose product is annotated as extracellular leucine-rich repeat and fibronectin type III domain containing 2b. Gene Ontology annotation, cellular component: plasma membrane. The record is from RefSeq and is a predicted model, not a curated record. Bases 658 to 3495 code for a protein of 945 amino acids. Gene Ontology annotation, molecular function: protein binding. The transcript is spliced from 4 exons. Lineage: Eukaryota; Metazoa; Chordata; Actinopteri; Cyprinodontiformes; Poeciliidae.
CCGCCGUGGUGUUGGAGCCUGCGACGUUGCUUAGAGAGAAAGAGGGGAGAGAAAAAAAGAAAAAUCUCAUCCUUUCUGCUCCAGCCACUGAACGCACCAUCUGACGGGGAAAUAAGUGAAGGCUGAGAUGUCUCUCAUGUGAGCCACAUGGCACAACCACAGAGGGGCCGUAGAAAGUCCAAGAACAGCGAAGCAACUCGCAAAAACUUUCCAGCGCAAGCUAACUUGUCAAACGUUGGAAAAUCUGCCUCCCUGGGUUUCCCCAGAAAGGAUACACACAAAUAAAUCCAGGGAGUGCUGUGAAAACGUCAUUGAGGAGUGGGAAGAGACACCAAAAAUAUAAAACAGAUCACUCCAAGGUCCCAUGCCACUGAGUUACAUAGAUGUCAAGUCUUCAGUGAGAGCAUGAAGACAAGUUGCUUCCCUUCAAAUUGUAGUUCAAGAAAUUAUGACAUAACAAGGAUCUACUGCUCAUCACCAUAAUGCUGAAACAGGCAUUCUAAAUCCCUCACUCCUUCUUCAGCACCCAACCUAGGCCCGUUUUUUUCUUUUUUGGGGGACGUUUUUCCUGGUUUUCUUUAUCCUACAAUCAAAUCCUUCUUCGUCUUUGCCCUGAUUAUAGCCUUUACACUCUACCUUUUUCUUUUUGUUGACAUCAUGCAGCGUGCUUCCACUGUUUCAGUUCUCCUCCCUCUUACACUUUUUCCGCUCCUCUUCUUUUCCUGGUUUCCUUACAUGGCCAACGGGGACUGCUGGCUUAUUGAAGGAGACAAAGGCUAUGUUUGGCUAGCUAUAUGCAGUCAGAACCAGCCUCCCUAUGAGACUAUCCCCCAACAUAUCAACAACACAGUCCAUGACUUGAGGCUGAACGAAAACAAGCUGAAAGCUGUGCUUUUCAGUUCCAUGUACCGCUUCACGAACCUGACCGACCUCAACUUAACCAAGAAUGAAAUCAGCUAUAUUGAGGACGGCGCUUUUGCAGGACAAGCCAAUUUACAGGUUCUUCAACUGGGUUACAACAAGUUGACGAAUAUCACUGAAGGCAUGAUGAGAGGACUUGGUCACAUGCAGUGCCUCUUCCUACAGCACAACCUCAUUGAAGUUGUUGCAAACAAUGCAUUCUGGGAGUGUCCCAGCCUCAGCAGUAUUGACCUGUCGUCCAACAAACUCGCCCACAUCGACCCGAUUACAUUCACAUCUCUGAACCGCCUGAUGGUAUGUGAACUGGCUGCAAAUCCAUUCCACUGUGGCUGCGAUCUUCUAGGUUUCCUGCGCUGGCUAGAAUCCUUCAACAAUGUGACACACACGUAUGAUCGCCUCCAGUGUGAAACACCAAGGGAAAUAUUUGGCUACCCUUUACUGAGUUCUUUUUCUUCAAGCCACAGUGGCCGUAAUGCCAAAAACAUUUUGAACCAUCGCUGCAAGGAUGGUGUGAUGAUUCCAGGAAUGACGUCUCUGCCACCAGAUAUUGAUGGUCCUUCUGGGAUUGGACCAGACAUGUUUGGUGGUGUUGGGCCAUACUACCAACCCACCCCAUCAUCUUCAUCCACAGAUGACAGCUUGAGCCCAAGCAUUAAGCUCCAACAUGUUUCUUCGUCAUCAGCCUCUGUCAUUAUAAAAAUUCCAAGACCGUUCAGCAAAAUGUAUAUUCUUACACAAUACAACUACUCAAUGGCAUCUGAUGUCACCAAUUUGAAACUGAUGAUACAAAAAAUAACUCUCGACAAGCUUAGACCUAGCAAUAAUUACACCUUCUGUGUAUGCUCUGUCCGUAACUCACAGCGUUAUAACCACACCUGUCUCCAGUUUACCACGCGAGGCCAAAAUCGGGACGAUAUGCUCCCCACUCCCUCAACCACUACUCACUACAUAAUGACCAUUGUAGGAUGCCUUUUUGGCAUGCUCAUUGUCAUAGGAAUUGUCUAUUACUGUCUUCGUAAAAAACGAAUGCAUGAUGAGAAGAAAAAGUCCAUCUCUGUGAAAAAAACUAUUCUUGAAAUGCGUUACGGACCAGAGGUGGCAGCAGCAGUAGCAAAUGAUCCAUCGGCAGUCCAAAAGCUUCAGGAGCAGUCAAGGGAGCAUCACCAGUAUCAGCAUCACCAUGGUGGAAAACUAUCCACAUCCUCCAGCUCUGGACUGCUACAUUCUGCAAACACAACCUCCUCAAGACUUUCCUCUAUCCCUCAAGUGGAAAAGAUGGCCUCAGCUUUCUCUGAAGCAAUGGCUACAAGUAAAGGAAACUACAUGGAUGUGAGAACUGGAGGGGCUGGGAUGGAAAGAGUGGGGGAUGGUAGUCAUGGUGGGAGAAGGGGCGAUGACCUGAGGGAUGAUGACGGAACUGAUCUUGGCGAUGAUUCAGAUGACGAUGGGCAUGGCUCUGCCUCAGAGAUCUCUACUAUUGCCAUGGAGGUGGACAAAGUUAACCAAAUUAUUAACAACUGUAUUGAUGCUCUUAAACUUGAUGCAGCAGCAGUCGCUGCUUCAGACACCUCCACUAGCCACACAGCUUCUAACAAUCCCAACUCCCCACCACCCACCAGCACCUCCUCCCUCACCCGUGGCCUAAUCCCAGGAGGAACAGAGACAUGUCAGGUCAUUACUCCAAACAAAAUACCGCCUCCUCCGCCCCUACCUGCACUAAACACCCCUCUUUCUGAGCGACCAGGGAUCACUGGUGGGGGCUUCGUUGUUUCUCCCCCAUACAGGCACCCUCCCCCAGCCACAGCUACACGCCCCAUUCAGCGGCAAAUGAGUGCAGAUGCAGCUGUUGUUAUGGCAAAUGCUGUCAAAAAACAGAGCAGCACCACAUCUUGUGGCUCCACAGGUCGAGACAGGGAACGUGGUGGAACUCGAGUGUACAGUCUGGAUGUUCCUGAACCAAGAAGCCCGGAUGCCUGUAACCAACAACAGUCGCAGUACCCAGACCGAGCCAGUCCUGUGGGAUGUGGGGAGCCGCUGGAGAGACUGCCUUUAGUAGGGAGUGGGAGCUGUGGAGGAGGGGGUGGUGGUUGCGACAGUGGUGGUGUUGGUGCCCAACAUCCGGACAGCCAGAAGUCACAUCAUUACCAUCAGCAACAGCAGAUACAGCAGCAGCAGCAGCAGCUGGACGUGCAGCAGGACUACCACUGCUCGGAGCACCGCCACUCUGUCCCAGCUCUUUACUACCAAGGGUCCCACCAUGGCUCCCCAGCCCAGCGAGUUUCUUUUCUAAAACCCCUGACACGAUCCCGCAGGGACGCAGCAUCCUAUUCCCAGCUUUCCCCUGCCCGCCAACACUCCAGUUACUCUGGAUACUCUUCUAGCCCAGAGUACUCAUCAGAGAGCUCGCUGCGUAUCUGGGAGCGCUUUCGUCCAUACCGAAAAGGGCCUCGCGAUGAGGCCUGUUACGUGACAGCUGGAAAUGCUCUUCGAAAAAAGGUGCAGUUUGCUAAAGGCGAGGACCUGCAUGACAUCCUUGAUUAUUGGAAGGGUGUCUCUGCUCAGCAGAAGUUGUAACUGGGAACGGAAGUUAAGCAGAGUGGGAAAUGGAGUUUUGGUACUUUUUAUCCUGAUAAGCCCAUGGGCCAGAGGAACCAUUUGAAGUUUAUUGAGGGGAAAAAUGUAGGACAAAUUUUUCCCAUGGGCUUGUUUUUUUUUUUUUUUUCGUUUUUUUUGGCAUGCUAGGUGUAUAGGAUAUUGUGCUACAAGCAAGUACUGUGAAACUGUGCCUGGGAAUUGGACAUUCAUUGCAGUGCUUUUUUGAAGUUUUUUUAACACUUCAUUGUAGCAUUUUUUCCUUUAUUUGGUGUUUGUGGGUUUCUUUUAUUAUACAGGGAACAAAUGCCUACUGUGUAAUUUAGUACUCUUUGAAGUGAUCAUGGUUUGUGAUCCUAUGGACCAUUUUUUAAUCAGUGCCAUGUUUCAUCUCAAGCUUUAAGCUUAUUUGAUCCUGGAUGUUCCUGUUCUGUAUCGGAGUUUACAUUUAUUUCAGCUUAUAAAUGACAGGUGACUCGGAAAGUAUGGAAUCAAGACCCUGUUUUAAGGCAGGAAAAAAACAAAGAUUGGUGAAAAAUCUGCACAACACAGUGUUGUACUCUUUCAAUCAUUUGUUACAAUAAAAAAAUGGAUCAUUUGCAUUCAAAUGCUGAUAUGAAAUAAAAGCUAUCAGGUCAAAAUUAACUAUUAAGUUGUGUGAAAUUGGAGAGAGAUGAGAAAAAGAAGUAGGGGUUUUGUUCAAAGCAUCAAACAAGUUUCCAUUUAACACUUUUACAUGGUUUAGUGAGUGAAAUUGUCAAAUAACAAACUCUUCUUUUGGUAAAAAUAACAAUGAUUAUUCAUCAUUCAUGAGGAUGAUCCCUCAGUUGAUACUAAGGGUGUGACAAUACAUCCAUCUCACAAGGAUGUUGAAGUCUUGAGAACAAAAUUAAACAAAAUUUUUUAGGAAAUCUAAGGCUAUUGUUCACAUAAAGGGAAAAUGCGACCCAUAUCCGACUUAUCCAAACCAGUCUGAACUCUCAAAUUCAAAUAUUUUCACCCAGACAAAAACGGAUUGGUGCCACUAAGUCAUAUAUGUAUCUGACAAAGUCUGCUGUCGGAACUGUCAUGUCACGCUCUGCCUGACUUCCAUGUCACUGACGAAAGACAUGCAUCAUAAUUCUGCACUAGAAGAAGCCAGACUUAAACAACGUGUGAACCAAGCAGUGAUGACACUGGAUGAAGCUAAUCAAUGGAAAUACAUUGACAACACCGUCGCCUCCCAUAUUGCGACAACAUAAAAAUGUAUCUAUUGUUUGCUGCUGUGUGAUCUGUACAUUCUUCUGUACUUGCAGAUUGCUUUGGGGUCUAAGCCACUCACACAGGAACCUUAUUGCAUUUAAUUAUUAAUAUGAACAAACAAAAACACAUUUUAGGAAAGAAAUGGAAUUAAGCAUCAAGAUACUAUGUGUGAACGUAGCCUUAGAUUUCUAUUAUCUUCCCUAUCAAAUACAGGUUUUGCAAAUCACAGUCUGAUUUAAAGAAACUAUAAUCAGUGCAGAGUAUCUCAGUCUAAGUUGGAUGUGAAUCCAUAUGAUAACGUUUUGUUGAUUGUCUUAGUCCAAGGUUAACUUUAUGCCCAAACAAGCAUUGAAAGUCCAUCCUUCUAGUGUUGUCACUCAUACAGCAUAGGUUUUAUUAAUUUAUUUCCUGCAUUUUAAAAUUUGAACAGCCUAAGUAUUUUAGAUUUUGAACCAAGGACGAUCAAGUUAAGUCCAGAAUCACUAGAAAAAUUAUAUUGCCCUUUAGUUUCACACUAAUAGGAAGAUGUCAUGUCAACUUCAGCAUCUUUAGCAGCUAUGGCUAACUGUUUUUGUUUGGCCAGGUAUUCCAAAUGCUACUAAAUAAAUGGAUGAAUGUUGAAGGUUUCUCCAGUGUUUUGUGGCCUUGUGUUAACUGGCCAUAACAGCAGGAAGUUCAUAAGCCUGUCUGGGCUACUCAAGAACUGCUUCUUUUCUUACUUCAAAAUAAGGGUCUCAAACCUAGAUAACACAGGGUGUCAAGUGUAAAGCAGGCACCUUUGUACCCGUGACUUAUAACAGCAGCUUAGAUUCACUUCACCAGAAGUCCUGAUCUGGAUGGAACUGGAUUUAGCUUUGUGAGACAGACUUAGACCCAUUUUAUGUCCUGAGCUCUCAUGCCACUGAUAACAUGAGGUUGAGGUUGUUUAACACAAAAAUUUAGUUAUUGAUAUAUGAGUUUACAUACAGUAUCUCCCCUUUAAACUGUUAUAGUCCACACUGACCAAAAAGACCAAAAACAUGUGAGUGAAAGAAAUGCAAUCGGAAGAUAACGUACAAACAAUAUUUCUGAGUAUAGAAGAAAUGUAUAUAGGUUAUAAACUUGUAAUGUGGACAGUAUCAUUUAACAUGAGCAUGACGUUACAUUCCAAAUCCUUUGUCAAACAUUAAAAAUGAACGAGGCACAGUAGGAAAGGGUGCUUAUGAUUACUGCCAAUGUGUUUAUUCUGUUUCGGAAACAAUCGCUAUUGUCUAUAAAUGAUAACCUAAUUAACCAACUUGUGACAGGCAUGUCCUCUUGCACUUUAUGCCUCAUAAUCGUGUAUGUGUAGCUGUGUGGUACACAGUGGUCAUUGUAAGGAAGCGUCGGCAUGCCUUGUCAGAUAAUAUAUUGUAUGCCCAAACAGGCUUAAAUUAAUAUCUCUUUUUUCCCCCUGUGUCUGGUUGUCUCAGUCUGAACAACAAUAGAUUAUUAAUGGCAUGUACAAAUGUACAUAUGUCAUACAGGUUCAUGGUACUUUUUGUCAUACUUUGGAUAUCACAGUGCUGUGAUGAUUCACAAAUGUACUGUGCUUUUUUGGUAACAGCCAUCACUAGACCUUGCUCACAUUUUAGGGUCAAUUAACCCUUUUCAUAAUCUGCAAUUUGUGUCACUUCCCUGUAUUUAGAAACAAAACAACAAAAGAUUAGUUAUUCAGCCAUCAAGGGACAUUCUGCACUAAACUUAAACAUGUGAAAGUUUUUUUAACUGCCAUGUUAACAUUUUACUAAGAUUCUCUUUUACUGACUUCCCACCUUACCUGCCCACUUGGGUAAAGUGGGAUGUUGGUAUGAGGGAAAGUAACAAUCUGUUAUGCAGGCACACAUGAGCAGUAAUUUUUGGAUUGUUUUAAACGUUGAACUUUUGCAGUUGACCUUCAGCAUUAUAUUUAUUCUAGAGAAUAAAUGCAAGAUGAACAGGAAAUAUGCAAAAGUAUAUCGAUGUAUCUCAAUGCAGAUCUCAUUCUCGUUGUAUUUCUUUAAACAGUGGUCACCUUAUACUUUUUUUUUUUUUUUUACCAAUUUUGCUAUUCUGUGGUGUUAAGAAGAAGCACCUUUUUGAAAUUCCGAAUUCAGAUAUGAGAGGUGGAAAUACCAAAACAAAAUUCAUGUUUCAAAUGUGAGUUUGUUUCUCCAAGCACCACGUUUCUAGCUUUGACCGGCAUUUUAUGAUCAUUGAGAUGUUUCAGCUUUUGUUGCUUUCCAAUCAUCUCAAGUAAGAAAGAAACAUUUUCAAGGAACACAAGAUACUUUUAUCAAAUCCUUGGAUAAUUUACUCCCUUUCGCUGAUAUUUUUGGACCAUUUUAUCAAACAGAGGAAAUUUGGUGCGCUCUAUUCACUGCAGUCUCAACUGCCAUAACAAGUUUACAGAAAUGGACUCUGAAGGUCACAGCAAACAUUCAGGAUAAGAAUGAUGGUUUCAUCUUAGCGGCCAUUCAUGUUUAUUUUACAAAAUACACAAAAAAAUGUGACCGAAAAUGUUGUUACUAUUUUCAUGAAUAACAACUGAAUUCAUACAUUUCUAUUUUAUUAACAUAUAUAUAUAUCAAUGUGUUUUCAGGAAAUAGACUUUCAGGUGUAAGAUGUUUCAACUACUCUUCUGCUCUGACUCUAUUAAAAUACUUGCUUUAUCUUACAGUGAAGCAUUUACAAUCCUAUUUCAAUGUUGGGGUGUGAGUUUAUUUUAUUUUUUUUUUCCAAAAAAUCUGAGCAACUAAAGGUUUUUGUCUUUAAAGAGAAAUCAAAACGGAGAGACCGUCAACAUUGCAAGCAAAUUUCAAACAGCAUAAUUGAGAAAAAAAAAUUUACAAGAACAAUAUAACAGAGACUGAGAAAGCUCAUAGAUAUUUGUUCAGAAUGUACUCUAUAGGCUGGGACGCUUAUGAGAAUUUUAUACCAAGAUGAUUUUCUAGAACUUAACUAGGGCUGGUGGUAGAUCCAGCUCACUCUGAUAAAUAGAUUGGUUCUCCACACCUAGAAAACCAGCCCAGCGUCACGUCUCUAAAACGUUCUGUUCUCAUACAUGUUUAACCCUCCCUCUGUAGUUUUCUGAAAUUCUGUACAGGAUUACAGCUCAGGGGGACAGUUUAGCUUCAUAAAUUGUAAAGUUUGUUUCUCACCAUUUCUGCAAACAGAUGCCCUGCAAUCCCCAGUUUAAUUUGUUAACACUGUUUUAUGCAGCAGACAGUGUUUAUGAAAGCUUCACGGUCCUCACCAACUUAUUUUUGAUUGGCUCCAGUAUCUUGAGAUACUAAAAAACUACAAUGUUUUCUGUCUAACUUAAUAUUGUGGGAUAAUAAAGAUACAAAAUAUAAGAUGUACAUGUUGUAGUGAAGCAAGUGUUGAGAAGAUAUUCAUAAAGAUGUCAGUGAUUUGCAAAUUUUGGAUUUUAAACAUUUUUGUUUCAACUAAACUUGGAUAGAAGACACUGUAUGAGCAAGACAUCUAAAAUUUUCAUUUGAUUAUUUAUGGCUCAAAUGACAACUGAUAAUCCUGAUGGAUAAUCAAUGGAUUUCCAAUGAUCAGAGUGUGUACAGUUGUAAAUAUCAGCAUUUUCUGCUAAUCUAACGAACAGUGACCAAUUCAAAUUCUGAUAUGUGAAAUCUGUAGAUGGCAAAUUUUAAUUUCUCAAUCUAAAAUAUUAGUCAUAGCAUCUGCGGUGAAACUUUGUUGUCCCACACAGCCGGCAACAAAGAGAAAGAAAACUCUCAGCCCACGUUCUCCAUGAACCCCUGGAGGGUGACUUGCUCAAAGAUGGAUGGUCCUUUUGUAACGCCAUCCCUCUUGUUUGUCUCAGAGCCGUAGGAAAGCGAGACGUGAAAAAGCCAUCUACCACACUAUCAAUGUUUAAUCAUUAUGUUAGAGACUAACUUGGGUGGCGUCUGAAAAAACAGACAUUUUUCAGCUUGAAACUUGUUAUUGUAAUCUGACACGGUGUUAUACCAGUGCAGCCAAAUUAAAUUGGGACGAAUUCUUUAAUUUGACACUGCUGACUUUUACCCAUUAUGACUGAUGGAUGAAACAUCUUCAAAUUAAAACAUUCUCUUUACAUUUCAUAUUAAUAAUGCAUCCACACAUUUAAUGGUGUGUUACAUUACAGUAUUUUCUACAUUUGUCUUCCUACCCCGCAAAAAAUAAAAUAAAAUAAAAUUGCAUAGAGCAGAUGAUGGAAAUGCAAUAUAUGAAUGUGAGUCAGAAUGAGUCACACACACUGACUAAACCAAAAUGACUCUUUUCCUGUAAGGCAGGUAAUGUGCAAGGUCUUCAGAGAAAGGGCAUGGAGUUAGACUUUGGUUGAAUGCAGGCAGACAUCUGUAAUAAAAGAUGUGAAAGGAUGGCUACACUAAAAUCUACCCUGCAUGAAUCAGUGCAUCGCUUCAGAUGAACUUUUGCACAUGAAUACGCACGCGAACGUGUCUGCUUAACUGAAAAGUAUUGUAGGAUUAUUUCUGAACAAGUUCAGAAAACGCAACAGUAAAAGCAGCUUUUUUUGGGCAAGUUAAUUUAUAUUUGAUGUUAAUGCAGGUGCCAGAGCUGACAGUAGGAUGCAAAGCUUUUCAUUUGGUGUCCUUUAGACCUUUUCUCUAAUAGUCUGCUAAGUCUAUUAGCUUUCUGUGUGGGAAAUUAGCCUGAGUGGAUAAUGUGCCAUAUUUGAUUAGUGGAAAACUGUGUGUCCUUUUAUAACAGCCACAGAAGAGCUUGUUGAAUAAAAUUAAAAACAUCCUUUUUUGUGUAGGUUGCUCUGAUGUGAAACUGUAUUUGGCAAAUUAAGCAUGUACUGCUGUGGUUGGGCAAGCAUGAGAGGGGAUUUUCCACUAGGACUACGCUCAUCGACCACUUUCUUAGGCACAUUUUGCUGGUGCCGAGUUGAAUCCUGUUUUGCCUUCAAAACCGCUUUAAUAUUUUAUGGAGUGGAUUCAAAAGAGAUUUUCACAUUGACAUGAUAGCAUCACACUGUUACUGGAGAAUUGUUGGCCAAACAUCCGUAAGAAAUCUCACCUACAGUGCUGUCUGCGCCCGCUCCAGUCAAGGUAAUGUUGCAUUAAAUUGACCUGCUUUAGGAUCUGCAUUCAGGGACAGCAGCCUCAACAUUACACGUUGUGAUGUUUGGUCAUAGAUCAAGCACAACUAAAAGUAAACUAAAACAGAUAUAUUAAUACCUGAUUUAUCGCAGAAGCAUUCACUUGCCUUCAACAUUGUUUUCUGGACGUGUUAGCUUCAAUGUACUAGCUGCGAAUGUUGAUAUUUCUGAGCAGAAGAGUACUUGAAAAACUUUAAAGUGAGCUAAAAGUUGGGCUAUGGUUUCCCACCUCAUUGGACCCACUUUCCAAAGGACUUAAUCUGUGAAAUAUCUGUGAAUUUUGUAUACAAGAUGAAAAAAAAAGGUUAAAAAGGCUUCUGUGGAUGUUUUAUACUCAGCCUGAAUUUCUUGAUAUGUCUGUGUGCUUCUCGGUUUUGAGUUGAAUGUUUGUCUUUGUUUAAUUUCUUUUUGGGUACUGGGAGGCGAAUCAGGGGAGUGAUUUUAAGUAACUGCAAUGAUAUAUGUCAUAAAGGUUAAGAACAGAGAAAGCUUAACUUAGUGUACUACAUAAAAGAAUAAGCUGUUAUAUUUGCAUGAUUCCUGUAUUUUUUGAGCGAUACAAUUUUAUGUUGUGUACAAUGAGCGAGCAUUGAAAACAAAACUCUGAGGAUGAUAGUUUUGUCAAGUACCUUUCAUCGAACAUCAAGGGUUUUGCUGUUCUCUUUCUCUGUCUUUUUGGUGUAUUUUUUUUCAUGUACAUUCUUGCCAAAUGGGUUUUCAUCAGGUGAUUGUACAACAUGCUGAAAUUGUAGACAGUACACUUCUAGCCACAGGGUAAGAAAGUUUACACUCCACAGCAGAGGGCAUUUUCACAACUGGUGAUUGCUUUCAUCCAUCUCCAUACUAGUUUAUUCAGAUUAGUCUCUCACGGCAGAUAGUAGCAGCUGGCUUUUAGGUUUGAGGCCAUGUCAGCGGUGCAAUUUUCUCUUAAUUCAGCCAUUUUCUUGUGAUUAAAAACAUAUUACUACUUUAAAAAAUUGCGGUGAAGUGAUGUGGGCUCACACACAGAUAGUGUAAUGGGCUGAACCUAAUCUUAAUCCAUCAGUUUGAAGUAAAUUAAUGUAAUCAGCAGCUCCUCCCUUAGCUGCAGCCCUCUUGCUGCUAGCUAAAGGACUGACUUUUUAUUCCGCCUCCUCUGGUCUCAGAACCUGCUGGCUCACUAUCCAGUUAGCUACUGAAUUUACCCUGUGUUCCAAUACUCGUCAGUCAGUCCUUUAACACCAGCAUGUGAAUCAAAUUCGUUGAAAUACGAAAGACAGGUAAGACACUGCAGAGACCAAAAAACGAAUGGCUAGUAAUUGAGUAAAAGUAAAGAAUAGAGAGGGUGAAAUAUGAGGUAACACAUUCCAUAGCACAGAGAAAAGAGAGCACAUUUUUGAUGGAAGGAUCCUCACAUAAGCCAUUUUUAUUUUUUUAAAAAGACAGUACUCAAGCCUUGGCCAUUGCAUAAAACUGAAUCUCCCAUUGCAACAAUUCUGAAGAGAAGAUCAAAAUCUGAGAAUAUUUUCUACAUGUAUAUUUCCUCUGCUUUGUUUGUUUGUCUUUUGUCGCACAACAUUUUUUUUAGGGUUUUUAUUUUAAUAUCAGACAAAAGCAUAACUGGGUGUGCAGUUUUCAAAUGAUCAUUUAAUUUAUUAAGAAAAAGGUAAAACACCUAUCCAAACCUUUUUGGAUCAUUGUGAAAAAGAAAUUGCCACAUGAAUAAGUAGUAAUGAUCCCCAAUGUUUUGGAAAGAUGAGCACGAACAGCAUAGAAAACAUAUGAGGGCUAAAAGAAUGAAACAAAUUCAAUAAUACAUGAGAAAUGAAGUUACAAGGAAAAGGUUCCAAAAAUGCUUACAGUCAUAACACUUUGGGACUUCACUGAAUAACAUAGAUAUUUAUUACAAACAAAUAGAGAAAACAUGGAGUGGUGGAUCAACCAAAAUUACUACAAUAUUACAAGAUUACUCAUAUGCAGAGUUACAAAAAAACUAAAACAAAACAAAAAACAACUGUUGACCAAAGAAAACACAAAGGCAAAAAAUCUAAUUAUUAAGGCAUUUGUUGCUUCAGGGCCUGAACGACUUGCUGUGGUAGAGAGAAUCACAAAUUCUCCUCCAUACUAGAAAAUGCUGAAGGAGAAUCUGCUGCCUUCAGUUCAUGACCUGAAGUCAAAGCCCAACUGGAUCAUGCAGUCAAACUGUAAUGAAAUCCAGCUGAGAUGUUUUGCCCUGGCAAUAAGUAGGUUGCUCAUGUUUGAAACCAAUUCCAAUGUGGCAAUUCAGUGGAAGAGUAUGGGCCAAAAUUUCUCCUCAACAAUAGAAAAAAAACUCAUUAUUUCUCACAGGUGUUUGUUGGGAUUGGUUACCAUUACGGGGGACAUUUUAAGGUUA